Messenger RNA from Knipowitschia caucasica, 3417 nucleotides. The record is from the annotation of a GenBank genome assembly. Lineage: Eukaryota; Metazoa; Chordata; Actinopteri; Gobiiformes; Gobiidae.
AUGGCAUCUGAGAAAAACAAAGUGGAGGAUGAGGCUGUCUUGGACAGAGGAGCAGCCUUUGUCAAGCACGUCUGUGAUGAAGAGGAAGUAGAAGGUCACCACACUGUGUACGUUGGAGUGCAUGUUCCAAAGAGCUACCGCCGCAGGAGGCGUCACAGACGCAAGUCCAGCCACAAAGAGAAGAGGGAGCGAGCGGAGCAUGUCAGCGAGGGCUACAAGUCUGACGGGGACAAUGCAGACGACUGUGUCUCCAGUGUCCUCAAGCCCCUCAUUUCUCCAGCAGAUAGAAUCCGGUUUAUGCUGGGAGAAGACGACGAUGGCCCCCCUCCUCCACAGCUCUUCACUGAGCUAGAUGAGCUGCUGUCUGUGGAUGGACAUGAGAUGGAGUGGAAGGAGACGGCCAGAUGGAUCAAGUUUGAGGAGAAAGUGGAGAAGGGAGGUGAGCGGUGGAGUAAGCCCCAUGUGGCGACUCUUUCUCUACACAGUCUGAUGGAACUGAAGACGUGCAUUGAAAAGGGCACAAUCAUGCUUGACCUGGAAGCCACCACCCUGCCUCAAGUUGUUGAGGUAAUCACGGACAACCAGAUUGAAAAUGGACAGCUAAAGCCUGAGCUAAAGGAGAACGUCAUGUACACUCUGCUGAGGAAACACCGGCAUCAAACGAAGAAAUCCAACUUGCGUUCACUCGCCGACAUCGGAAAAAGUGUCUCCAGUGCAAGUCGAUUGUUUUCUAACCCUGAAAAUGUACGCAACCCCCAAGAGCAUGUGCCUUCUUUUACCCCUCAAGACCCAGAGGAACCAUGUGAGGAGGUCAUAAGAAGCUCCAGCAGCAUGGGAUACCUCUGUAGUCCAACAACUGCCCACCGAAACCUCACAUCCAACAGCCUGAGUGACUUCUCCGAUAAGCCAGAGAAGGAUCAGCUCAAGAACAAAUUUAUGAAAAAACUCCCACGUGACGCCGAGGCCUCAAACGUAUUGGUCGGAGAGGUGGAUUUUCUGGAAAGCCCUUUUGUGGCAUUUGUUCGUCUGCAACAAGCAGUCAUGCUUGGGGCUUUAACUGAGGUCCCUGUGCCUACCAGGUUCCUGUUUGUCCUCCUGGGUCCCAAAGGAAAAGCCAAGUCUUAUCAUGAGAUUGGGAGGGCUAUUGCAACGCUGAUGUCUGAUGAGAUUUUUCAUGAUAUCGCCUACAAAGCCAAAAACAGACAGGACCUUCUGGCUGGCAUUGAGGAGUUCCUCGAUGAGGUCAUUGUUCUGCCCCCUGGCGAAUGGGACCCUGACAUCAGAAUAGAGCCCCCUAAAUCUCUGCCCUCAUCAGAUAAGAGAAAGAACAUGUAUUCUGGGGCAGAUCCUCCUCAUAUGAACGGAGACGCUCUCCACGAAGCAGGGAACGGUGGAGCGGGAGGAGGAGGGCAUGAGGUCGGAGAGGAACUUCAACGCACAAAUAAAUUUUGCGGUGGCCUCAUCCUGGAUAUCAAGCGAAAGUUGCCAUUUUUUGCCAGUGACUUUUAUGAUGCUUUGCACAUUCAGUCACUUUCUGCCAUCUUGUUUAUUUACCUGGGCACAGUCACCAAUGCCAUAACAUUUGGAGGCUUGCUCGGAGACGCAACAGAGAAUAUGCAGGGUGUGCUGGAAAGUUUCCUGGGCACGGCGUUGACGGGAACACUCUUCUGUCUACUGUCUGGUCAACCUCUCACCAUUCUCAGCAGUACAGGCCCAGUGCUGGUCUUUGAAAAACUCCUCUUCAACUUCAGCAAAGACAAUGCCUUUGACUAUCUGGAGUUUCGUCUGUGGAUCGGUUUGUGGUCGGCCCUGUUCUGUCUGGUGCUGGUUGCUACCGAUGCUAGUUUCCUGGUGCAGUACUUCACUCGCUUUACAGAGGAAGGAUUCUCUGCUCUCAUCAGCUUCAUCUUCAUUUAUGACGCAUUUAAGAAGAUGCUCAAGUUGGCUCACCAUAACCCUAUUCAUUCUUACCAUGAUGUCAACCUCAUCACCCAAUAUGACUGUAACUGUAUUCCAGGAAACACAUCAGAACUUCUUGAUCUUGAUGCCUUGACAAACAGUACAGAUCUGCCGGUCAAUGCCACUUGGGACUUUCUCACCGUGACCCAGUGCUUGCAGUAUGGGGGUCGUCUGGUUGGUGAGACCUGUGGCUAUGUGCCUGACAUCACCCUCAUGUCCUUCAUCUUGUUCUUUGGGACUUACACUUGUUCUAUGGGCCUGAAGAAGUUUAAGACGAGCCGUUUCUUUCCUACUCGCGUGAGGAAGCUCAUCAGUGACUUUGCCAUCAUCUUAGCCAUUCUUCUCUUCUGUGGCGUGGAUGCCUUCAUUGGAGUCGACACUCCGAAACUCAUUGUGCCAAGUGAAUUCAAGCCUACAAGUCCAGCGAGGGGAUGGUUUGUGGCUCCGUUUGGGGGAAACCCUUGGUGGGUGUAUCUGGCGGCUGCGUUGCCUGCUCUGUUGGUCACCAUCCUGAUCUUCAUGGACCAACAGAUCACUGCCGUCAUUGUCAACAGAAAAGAACACAAACUAAAGAAAGGAGCAGGUUAUCACUUGGACUUGUUCUGGGUGGCUGUCCUCUUGAUUGUGUGUUCCUUCAUGGGUUUGCCGUGGUACGUGGCUGCCACAGUCAUCUCCAUUGCCCACAUCGACUCUCUGAAGAUGGAAACAGAGACAUCGGCCCCGGGAGAGCAGCCAAAGUUCCUGGGAGUCAGGGAGCAGAGAGUCACCGGCAUCUUCGUGUUCCUCCUCACCGGGCUGUCAGUUUUCAUGGCUCCUAUCCUCAAGUUCAUCCCAAUGCCUGUGCUGUAUGGAGUGUUUCUGUACAUGGGUGUAGCCUCUCUCAAUGGCGUUCAAUUCAUGGAUCGAUUACAACUCCUUCUGAUGCCAGCCAAACAUCAACCUGAUCUCAUCUACUUGCGGCAUGUGCCCCAGAGAAGAAUCCACCUCUUUACCUUCAUCCAGGCUCUUUGCUUGGCUUUGCUCUGGAUCCUCAAAUCGACUGUUGCUGCCAUCAUAUUCCCGGUCAUGAUCCUUGCAUUAGUGGCGGUACGCAAGGCCAUGGACUAUCUCUUCUCUCAACACGACCUCAGUUAUCUGGACGACGUAAUACCAGAAAAGGAUAAAAAGAAGAAGGAAGACGAGAAGAAGAAGAAAGGCAAGAAGGGGAGCAUAGACAGCGAGAUCGACUACUCUGACUAUCCCUACCAUGAAAAUGUUCCCAGUAUUAAAAUUUCCAUGGAUCUGUUGGAGCAGGAGCCCAUGUUGAAGAAUAAGUCUGUGGAUAGAGAUGAUCUUCCACGGUGGCCGAGUAAUCUGGACAGAGCCGCGCAUGCUAACGGCUCACCUCAGAUACGAACACACUGUGACUCCAUGGAACACUUAUUCUUGGGGAAGAAGGGCUCUGAAACUGAUCUGUGA